CCGUGUGGUCGGCCUGUGAGGAAGCGUGGUGCUCGAUCAUGGUGAUGUGAGAGUGUAAUGCUCGUGUGUAAACAUGACAACCAUUAUGAUCAAUUGGAAAGUGCUUAUUUUAUUCAUCUACAGCCUCUGCCACGGACAUGGACACCAGUUCGUCGAGUCAGCAGGUGCGUCUCCAGAUGGCCCAGGAGCGGAGGCAUCCUUCUUCGGUGCCUCGUACAUAUCGCUGCCCCUUCAGGAGGCCAAGAGCUCGACGGAGAUCAGCCUUCGCCUCAAGACACACAGAGCUGAUUCCCUCUUGCUCCUCGCCGCUGGCACCACUGACUACUGCCUGGUGGUGCUGGAGGGCGGCGCCUUAAGGGUACGCAUUAACCUUGGCGCCGGGGAGUCGGAGUUAUCAUCGCCGCCUCGCCUUCGCCUGGACGACCUACUGUGGCAUGACGUAAAAAUCUCCCGCAACACAGCUGACAUGACGCUCACUAUUGAUAACAUUCACACCACUAAGAUAACGCUGGCUGGGAGGUUUCACGAACUCAAUAUUCACUACGGAGUUUUCCUGGGCGGCCUUGGGGACUUCACGGAGAUCUUUCUUGGGCUGCUAGAUAACUUCAGAGGAUGCAUGGAUCAGGUCAUGUACAACGGGAUAGAAGUCCUGAGGGAAGCGAGGGAAGGAAACUCCAAAACCUCGGAUGUGUACGGGGUGGAGUGGCAAUGUUCGGAGGAGUUUGAUGCCUCUCCAAGUGCUGCUAUUAGUUUCGUGCAGCCGGGCGCCUACGUGGCCUUCCAGGAGUCCUACCCACGCACGGGAGGCUCCAUCAGCAUGCAGAUCAAGACACAGAGUCAACACGCGCUUCUGCUGUACAACACGGGGCCGCCAUCCAGGUCGGAUUUCAUUGCACUGGAGAUCUACGAGGGACGCCUGAGACUUAUCAUCGACAAGGGAAAUGGCGCGGUCAGCUUAAACAGCACGGUGCCAAUCAGUGACGGCAUCUGGCACUCGGUGGAGGCUCACUUCCAGCCCACCUAUAUGGAGCUGAGCGUUGACGACCACAUAGAAGACCAACCCACAGCCGUCGGGGAGAACAAGUACUUCGAUCUGUCCGGCCUUCUGUUCAUCGGCGGCGUGGAGGUCAACAAGAGAGCCAGAGCGGUGAACCAAGGCGCCAGGAACGGAGAUAAGAGCUUAGAGGGAUGUAUACAGCACCUGAAGGCCGGGGAGCGUCACCUUAGCAUCAGGGAGGCCAGGGUGACGCAAGGGAUCCAGGCGGAGUGUAAGUGGGCGUACCCUUGCCUUAAGAACCCCUGCGUGGACGGGAGUGUGUGCGUCCAGGAAGGCACUGACGGUUUUAAGUGCGAGUGUGACCUGGCUCUGUGUGUCCGCCAGAAUUUCACCACAGCCUACAAAGUGUUCACCAAGACCACGCUGCCCUUCGACCUAGAGGUGUUGAGUCUCACGCCGAUGGAGGUGCAGGAAGGCGGCCAGGCGCUCAUCACCUCAGACCACCUGCACCUCGUCCUCGAUUAUGAAAAGUACGGGGUGAGAGAGUCCGGGGUGCUAUUCCACGUCAUCACUCUCCCAUCACGAGGCCACCUGGAUGUCAAACUGUGGCGGAGACCCGAGGAUAAUACCUUCACCCUUCUCGAUCUCAACAACGACGGAGUGACUUAUGUCCAUGACGGCUCCGAGACCACUGAGGAUUCCGUGGUACUGGAGCUAGAACUUGUCACGCGGUCUGGUUACAUCCUACCCUCGUAUCUGCAGUCCCGUCAUAGAUUUGUACUCCCAAUUCGAGUCGUGUCCAGAAACGACCCUCCGAGACUGCAACUGCCGCCCGGGGAGGUGUUACGAUUGGCGGCAGGAACCACGAGAACAUUCACGCCGGAGCUUAUUAACGUUCUGGACAGUGACACCGAGCCGGGCAAGCUAAGGAUAUCGGUCCUUAACCUGAAGGGGCCUGAGAACGGCUACAUCCAGAGCUCACAGUCUCCGGGUGUCCCCAUCCACACGUUCACGCUGGAGCAGGUGCAGCACGGCCUCGUCUCUUACGUGCAUCGCGGCCCUUCCAACACCAAGAUCGUGCUGCAGGUUUCGGACGGCAUCGAGACGGGUGACCCUGUCAUCUUACGCGUAGCGGCCUUCGAGCUACAAGUGUACCUGGUGAACAAGACGGGUCUCAGCAUCACACACGGCAGCUGGGCCCUCAUCACACCAGCCAACCUCUCCUACACCACCAACGCUCCCGAGCAGGACCUGGAGGUGUUUUUUGAGAUCACUGGACAGCCUCGCUAUGGCGCCGUGCAGAGACUCCGAGGUCCCGAUCGCUGGGCGGACGUGGAACAGUUCAGCAGCCGCCAGCUUCAGAAGGGCAAGAUCCGCUAUGUGCACAUCAACACGGAGCCGCACGAGGACGAGUUCAGGUUCAAGCUUUUCUGUGGAGAUCAGAAGUUCCCAACAGAGUACACCUUCAGCAUCACCUUUGUCUCCGUCACCGUAGACAUUAUCCGCAACGCCGAGCUGCUCAUUGACAGGGUGCAGGAGAGCUUCAUCUCCGAGGGCUUCCUCCAGAGUGAGACUCGCCCAGAUCCCACGCCAAGCAGGGACAUCAUGUACAAGAUCAUCUCCCCGCCCAUGUACGGCUCCAUCUUCCUGAGCUCCGGGGACCUGACGCAGCACAAGCAGCUCAAGAAGGGCUCAAACUUCAGCCAGGAGGACGUGGCAAAAGGCAGAAUUAAGUACAGACUGCACAGGAAGAGCUACUCCACCCUCCGCGACUCCUUCCAGUUCAAGGUGACGAGCAACGGCCGCGCCAGCACCGUGCACACCUUCAACAUCCGCCACACGCCGCCGCCUGUGGACGCAGAUAUCGUGGUGGAGCGCAUGGAUAUCAGGGAGGGCGGCACAGAGAAGAUCACCGACAAGUACCUGAAGAUUGAGGUGCAGAACAUCAGGAACAUCGUGUUUAACGUUACGGUGCCGCCCAAACACGGAGCCAUCAACGUGGUGGACGAAUCCAUGGUCACCCGGCAAGACUCAACACCACCUUCUUCACUUCACACGAGAUCAAUUCCGGAACCGUAUCUUACACACACGACGAUUCAGAAUCCACGAAGGAUCGCUUCCACUUCGUAGCCCGCAGAAGACCCGCAGGUGGACUUCCAGUACGUGGGCGUGAUGCACUUCCGCAUUAUCAUGAUCAACGACAACCACCCGCUGAGGACCAUGGAAAAAGUGAUCAACGUGGUGACAAACAGCGAGCGCGUCAUCACCGCCAACGAUCUGCGCUACGUGGACCCAGACAUCGACACCCCCACCACUAGCAUCCAGUACACGCGCAGCAAGAUUCCCAACGGGGAGUUCUACCACGUGGAGGACAGGUCAGACCCAGUGUACCUGUUCACGCAGGAAGACAUUGACCGCCGUCGCAUUGUGUUCCGCCACGAGGGUCCCUCCUACGGCAAGUCAGUCAUCUCGGUGACGGACGGCCAGCUGUCUUCCACGGGCAUCCUGGAGGUGGUGGCGUCCGAGCCCUUCAUCGAGAUCGUCAACAACAGCGGCAUCAUAGUCCCCCGCGGACAGGAGGCUCCUAUCUCCAACUACAACCUGAGCGUGGAGACCAACAUGAACGCGUGGGGCGCCGCGAUACUGUUCCGCGUCACCAAGCAGCCUCGCUACGGCCGCCUGGUGGGGCUGGGGUCACUGGAGCCCCGCAACACCUUCACGGAGGCGGACCUGCAGAACGGCCACCUGCGGUACGUCAACAAGGGCGACCCGAGCUUCAGGGACGAAUUCCGCUUCCAGGCGAGGAUCGGCGACACCACUACUGAGGGCAUCUUUGAAGUGAAGGUGUACCCGGAGAGUUACUGGGAGCCUCUGGUCGUCCUAAACAACACGACGGCACGGGUAGAGGAGGGCGCCCGUGUGACUAUCGACCAAGCAGUCCUGAACGUGAUGCAUCCCAACAUAGCGCCGUCUGACAUCACCUACGUCAUCGUGCAGCGGCCCCAGAAUGGCUACCUGUACAUUGACCACAGCACGGCCGCCUCCGCCUCGUCCUCUUCCUCUCCGUCCUCGCCAUCAUCCAGUCAUGAGUACGAGGAUGAGGCGAGUCUGCUCAAACCCGAGGUCAACGUGUUCGACCAGGCGCUGAUCAACCAAGGUCGAGUCCAUUAUGUCGAGGUGGGAACGAACGUCACAAGCGAUCACUUUGUAUUUGACGUAACCAAUGGGAUCUCCAGCCUCUCCCGCCUCGUCUUCAACAUCCAGGUGAUUCCCAAGACGAUCUACCUGUCGGCCGGGCUAAUACAGGUGGACGAGGGGGCGCACACCACAGUCACCCCCUCCGUGGUCACCGUGUUGACUGACUACUACACAGACAAGAUCCGACAGUACUUGGUGACAGUGCAGCCCUCGGCGGGUCAGCUCGAGCUCACCAGUAGGCGUGGGAGGAAGGUGGAGGCGUUCACACCGGAACAACUCAAGCAGGGACUCAUUUCGUACGUGCACGAUGACUCAGAACGACUCAAGGACACCUUCAGCCUCGUCGCCGUGUCAGGAGUCCGUCAGAGCGCCCCGGCCCAGGUGAACGUACAGGUGCGAGGCGUGAACGACGAGGCGCCCUUCGUCAUCAACAAUACUGGCAUUACCUUAUGGGAAGGCAACACCAUCCUCAUCACAAAUUCCAACUUAGCGGUGAUGGACCCGGACACGCCCGCCGAGAACCUCAGCAUCACAGUGGCUACACCUGAUUCAGGCUUCCUCGCCCUAGCCUCCAACUUGAGCCACCCUGUGUCCUCCUUCACCCAGGCGGACGUGAACAACAAGCGCCUCUAUUUCACCCACACAGGCGGGCUGUCUGGAAUGUUCCGGUGGGAGGCCAGCGACCAGGUUCACGGCACAGGCUCCCAUGUGUUUACUGUGACGGCGCGGGAGCUUCACCUGCACCUGCGGCACAACAAACCCAUGUGGGUGUUUCCCAUGAUGCAACAGACACUGUCCUCGGAGGUGCUGUUAACCCUCACCUCAGACUACGACCCGCGCCGCUCCGUCAUGUACGUGGUGCGCCAGGCGCCCCUGCUCGGCCACUUACUUCUGGAGGGGCCCGGCGGUGUGCGCGUUCCUGUUGAGAACUUCACGCAGCGUCAUAUCAACGAGUCUCGCGUUAUCUUCGAGCACACGAGUCCCUUCACUGAGCUCUCCGCCAGCGACAUGUUUGUGUUUGAUAUAGAGACGCCCUUCGCUGAGCCGCUGCGUGACCAAGAGUUCCAUCUGGAGAUAUCUGUAGCCAGUCCGCGCGGCGGAGGCCUGGAGAGGUAUCUGGGCCUGGCACCGCUGGUCGUGGCAGAAGGUGGACAGGCAACGGUGCGGCCAGACAACUUAAAUCUGUCGGCGGUGCUGGAGUUUAUUGAAGGUUAUCCAGCGGCCAGCAGUUCUGACCGGCCGCCGCCGCGCCUUAUCACCACCGUCACUGCUGUCCCCACGCACGGAGUCUUCACACUUCGAAAGAGGAACCUCACCGAGGGAUAUACAUUCACGGUGAGGGACAUAGAAAAAGGACGCGUCCGGUACGAGCACGACCACAGCGACACGCUGCGGGACGCCAUGGGCUUCACUGUGGCCCUGGCAGGCAAUGGCUCAUCCCCAGACGUGCUGCUAUUCAACGGGUCCCUUAACGUUAGCGUGACCCCCGUGAACGACCAGCCGUUCACCUUGAUAACCACCCCUCCCGUCAUGAAAGUAGUGCACCGCCAGAACGCCGUCAUCACCAACCACAGUCUGCUGACGACAGAUCCCGAACCCCCUAGCGAAAUUGACUACGAGUUGAUGAACACACCUGACCACGGCCGGCUCAUCCUGGCGCACAACUACAGCGUGGCCGUGCAGUCCUUCACGCAGGAGGACAUCAACGCGGGCCGCAUCCUGUACGCGCACGACGGCACCAAUGACUCAGACAGGUUUUAUUUCAAGGUGUCUGACGGCAAGCACGAGCCUAAGUACACGGUUUUCACCAUCGAGAUCCAGCCGCUAACACUGACGCUGGUGAACCACACUGUGCUGCCACUGCGCCAGACCACCACCACCGCCUACCUCACGCCGCACCACCUCGCCGCGCACACCAACGGCAACCCAAACCACAUCUUCUACAACGUCACUAGGCCCCCAAGGUUCGGACACCUGUACAUGAACGACCAGGUGGUACACACGUUCGGCCAAGUGAACAUAGACAAGGGUGAGAUCCUGUACAUGCAGGUAGAGAUGACGGAGCCAGCAGAUAACUUCCAAGUGGACAUCUGGACCUGGGAGGCAACGGUCCCUGGAGUGGAGGUGCGGGUGGCGGUCUCGCCUCUGAUAGAGUCCAACCCCAUGACGGCGGUGGUGGGCGGCCGCACGCGCCUCACCCUGGAGCACCUGGACGCCUCCCAGUUGGCCACUGUCACCGGCAGCAGUCCGGUAUUUAAAGUGAAGCGCAGGCCGCGCUUCGGCAGGAUCAAGAAGGUGACUCGCCGCGUGCGCCGCUCAGGCCGCUCGCAUGAGGUGCAGCAGUUCACACACGAGGAGCUGCGCGCCGGCGUAAUUUAUUACGUAGCCAGGAAGCUCAACCUGAAGGCAGAGGAGCCACUGCACGACGCCCUACACUACGUACUGCAUGUGCCUGCGCCAGGCAUCCAGCCAGCAGAGGGCACGCUGCGCCUAACACUGGUGGAGGCAGGGGCGGUGCUAAAGGAAGGAGCAGAGCCUCCCAGGCACCUUAGACCCGACUUGCCACCCUCUGUAAGGGGCAGCUCAGAGACAAGCAGUGCAGGCAACGGCAACUCCGAGCUCUUCCUGGGCAUUCCCGAGGAUUACCUGAUGGUGGUGGUGGCGGGCGCCGUGGCCCUGGUGGCCAUCGUGGCCAUAGUGGUGGUGGCGCGCUUCGCCACAAGACGCCGACACUCCGACAAGAGACGUGACGUGGUGAUGGAUGCCGACGUGGCUUCGCUGCCUCCGCCGCUGCCUUCAGACUCGAGGCCAAACUCUUUCCUGACGGAUGACAUGUCCGAGUUGGAGUGUCGGCCCACCGACCUACCGUCCUCGCCGCGGCCCGGCCGCCACCUGCAUCACCAUCACCACAACGGUGGCAGCGGCAGCCUGGGCUUGGCUGCUCACCUCACCGAUUCCGACGCCUCGUGGCCGCACGACAUCUCCCGCGAGGUGUCGCCGGCCGUGCCGCAGUGCAAGGUGACGCCCCUCUGCACCGACACCGCCUCCCGCGACACGCCCUACGAUCCCCACCUGGCCGGCUACCCGUACGGCAUGGACACGCAGCAGGCGGAGGAGUGGGGUCUCUACGAGAAGCACCAGCCUAGAACCACCAACCCCAUGCUCAGGAAGAACCAGUACUGGGUAUAGAACCGGCUGAGGUGGGCGGCUCAGUCCCCCCCACCAGCAGCAGUGUUACCGCCACCACGGCCACCACGGCCACCGCGUACACCACGUACACCACCCUCACUCUCACCGCCACCGUCACUCUCAUCACAGCAAGAUGCUAAGCUAACACCCAUCCCAACACCAGCACCAGUGCCAUCACCGCCGCAGCCAUCAUCACCACCACUAAGCACUGAGCCAUCGUCUUGCUCCCCGACACCAUCACCACCAUCACCACCGUCACCACCACCACUGCCAACACCACCCCCGCCACCAUCACCACCACAGCCUCUCCCGGACAUUAUACAGAGCACAACGCUAUGAGAGAACGAAUCAUUGUGGAAAAAAAUAGCAAAAAAAAAAAAAAAAAAAUGUUCGUAAGGUAAAAUGAGAAACUUGUUCAGUGUUGGCGUCGUAAAGAGAAAGCUUAGCGCGCCGUGGCAGGUCUGAACACACUCCUCCAGGGACAGGCUGACUCAAGUUCCCUCGUAAAGAGUCGCGUGUCCCGAGACAAUGGAUUCGUGGCUCAUAAGAUAUAAUAAAAAAAAAAAUCCUUAAGUGCCCUGAAAACUCCCUCCCGUUGCUUAUGAGUGUUUUAGUGAGUGAGUGAGUGCGUGAGUGAGUGAAAGCGAGUGAGAGCCAGUCUUGAGGGAGAUACUACUGGUUGUUAAACGUCACUAACACACACGCGCGUGCAAAAAGAAAGAAAGUGACUGAAAAAAUGAGAGUAAAUGUGACA
Molecule: messenger RNA, 8138 nt
Organism: Portunus trituberculatus (swimming crab)
Lineage: Eukaryota; Metazoa; Arthropoda; Malacostraca; Decapoda; Portunidae
Gene: kon
Product: chondroitin sulfate proteoglycan 4-like
Source: RefSeq, a predicted model, not a curated record